Messenger RNA from Geosmithia morbida, 237 nucleotides. RefSeq lists its product as uncharacterized. The transcript has a single exon. The record is from RefSeq and is a predicted model, not a curated record. NCBI's taxonomy places the organism in Eukaryota, Fungi, Ascomycota, Sordariomycetes, Hypocreales, Bionectriaceae. Bases 1 to 237 code for a protein of 78 amino acids.
AUGCCUGCCCGUCAAAUCUUCGCCCCCGUGCCCGUCUCGCCGUCCAGGCAUCCCCUCAAGAUCGACACGGCCAACGACCUCUAUGCCCACCUCAGCAGCUCUCUCGCCGGCCAGGCAUCCUCUCAGUCCACUCAUGUCCGCCUCGAGACCCCGAGUCAGGAAGGCUGGUCUGUCCCGGCUCCUCCCCCACCCAGUCCCGUCGGAUUCUGCGUCGAUAGCAGGGCCAUCAGCUGUUGA